This is a messenger RNA of Panicum hallii, 3295 nucleotides long. RefSeq names its product zinc finger protein VAR3, chloroplastic. Bases 64 to 2940 code for a protein of 958 amino acids. Gene Ontology annotation, molecular function: mRNA binding. The record is from RefSeq and is a predicted model, not a curated record. The transcript has 5 exons. Lineage: Eukaryota; Viridiplantae; Streptophyta; Magnoliopsida; Poales; Poaceae. Gene Ontology annotation, cellular component: cytoplasm.
UACCGAAGCCGGGGAGCGGAGGCGCAAACCCCCCCCCCCCCCCCCCUCUCUCUCCCCGGCGCCAUGGGCGGGGCCUCCAAGCUGCUCUCGUCCCUCCUCCUCACCUCCUCCCCGCUCCGCCUGCGGCCCACCACCGCCGCCGCCGCGCUCUUCCUCUCCCCGCCAUACUCGGCCUCGCGCCGCCUGCUCCUGCUCUCCUCGCGAUCCCGACUGCGCACCCUCUCCUCCUCGUCCGCCGCCGCCGCAAACUCCUCGCUUCCGCACGGCUCCAGCUCCGCCUCCCCGACGCCGCCGCCCCGAGCUCCUUUCCCCGAGUGGUCCCGCCUCGUCGACCGCCUCGCCGCCGCCGGGUACGCCUCCCGCGCGCCCAGCCCCGCCGACGAGCUCGCCCUCGCCUCCGGAUGCGGCCUGUCGGACGGCGCAGAAGCCGCUGUCGCCACCUGCCUCGCCUUCGCGCGCGAUCGGCCUGACCUCCUCAGGUCGCUUCCAAGGGAGGAUGUGGAGGUCCUGGUGGCCAAAGCAGCGCCGCUUCUGUUCAAGGAUUGGGAGGCUUCAGCGCAGAGGCUGCGACGCUACCUUGCUGGGGAAGAAACCGAUGUCAUUGUUUCAGAGAGGGCUGAAACUGUUGAUAUCGUUCGAUAUCUAUUAAGUUACACAUACAGUUCUUCUGACAGCUACUCAGAAGACAAGGAGCUUAUUGAUUCAGCUGUGAGAAAUAUCAUGGCUGAGUUAGUAAGUUUUAGUUGUCUUUCCCAGUCGUCAAGUUUUGCGGAAUCAACUCCCAAGAAAAGUUCUUUGAGUCAACAUGAACGAGUUUCCAGGCCUCCUGGACAAAAUAUCGAAAUGAAGCGAGGUGACUGGAUUUGCAUAAGAUGCAGCUUCAUGAACUUUGCAAGAAAUGCUAGGUGCCUUGAGUGCAAUGAGCAGCGGCCAAAGAAGUUGCUAACUGGUGGAGAGUGGGAAUGCCCUCAGUGUGAUUUCUGCAAUUAUGGAAGGAAUAUGUCUUGCUUAAAAUGUGAUUGCAAAAGACCAGCAACAAUCCCACCAAAUCCUUCAUCUGCUGGUGCUGGUUUAGGUGGCGUGGUACAGCUUCUUAAUGUAACGAAUGUUGGUAAAUCUGAAAUUGAGAGAAAACUUGCCGAAAAUGAUGAAAAGGCUGAAAGAUGGUUGAGCAAAGUAUCUCAACUCGAUGAUUCUGCUGAUUUAAGUAGUCUAGCUGAAGAUGAGGACUUUCCUGAGAUUAUGCCUAUGCGCAAGGGGGUGAAUAAAUUUGUGGUUAGCACCCGCAAAACACCACUUGAGAGAAGGCUGGCAAAUGCACAGUACAGUAACAAUGGCCCUCAAGCUGCAUCAUCUGACUCAAAGAUCAGUCAAACUUUGGACAGGAUACUUGGGCGUUCAAAUUCUACUGCAGCCUCAAACAAUCAACCUGGAACUGGAGAUGCUCUGAAGAAAUCAACAGACCAACUUAGCAGUGUUGAUCCUGUUCCGUUUGUGCCCCUACCUGCAGAUAUGUUUGCUAAACCACAGAGUAAUAAUGGACAGGGAAAUCUGGAUGGCCAAAUAAAUGCAGAAUCUGACAGUUCCAUGGAGAAUCGCACAGUGCCUUUACCUGAGAGCCAAUAUGGAAUGGACUCAUCAGAUACUGCUGAGAAAUGGUCCAAGAAAGUAGCAGAACUUGACAGCAUAAAUGAUGUCCCAAGUGUGACUUCUAAUGAAAACGUCCCCGAGAUUAUGCCAAUGAGGAAAGGUGAAAACCGGUUUGUGGUUAGCAAGAAGAAAGACCGCUCACUGACAUCACCACAGUACAAAAGGCGCAGUUUGCUUGAGCAUGCUGACAAUUCUGAUUUUAUCCCAUUUGUUCCAUUUCCUCCUGGUUACUUUGCUAAUAAAGAUAAGCCGGUAGAGAGUACUGCAGAGACAGGAAUAAUGUCAGAAGGUUCUCCAGCAUCUGAAAAGCGCAUGGAAACAAAUGCUUCAUCAGAAAAGUUCGGAAACAGAUCAAAUACUUCACAGGUGGUGGGUAGUCAGCCCAAAGGUAACAUGAAUAUUGAGAAAUGGAACAGAAAUUACUCUCAGCAAAACUCUAGUUCUGGUGGUUAUGGUGAAAGCAACAACUAUCAGCAUCAAUCACAAUCUCAUGGGGCACAAUCCUGGCCUACUUGGAACACAGGCCGCUCUCUAGGGCACUUUAGUGAGAGCAGAGGUGAAUCUACUUACAAUGAAGCUAACUCUGCACAACAACCUUAUAAUUCAGGUUAUAACAACAGCAGCAAUUCUUGGAGCAGUGAGAACAAUAACAGCAACACUGCUUGGACUGGCAACAGCAAUUAUAACAACAAUAGUGCUUGGAGGGGCAACAACAAUUAUAACAACAAUAAUGCUUGGAGUAGUAAUACUUCCUAUAGCAACACCAGUACUUGGAACGGCAACGACAGCUCUAACAGCAAUACCUGGAGCAGCAGUCAUGGUUAUAACAACAAUGCAACGUGGAGCAACAACAGCCACAAUGCGUGGAGCAGCAGUUACAGCAAUAACCAGGGUGGCUCAUUUGCUGACAAUAGCAAUGCCACUAGCAGCAGCGGUUCCAUGAACGCUAAUCAGACAGUUCACAACUCAGGUGGUUAUGGAGGAAGCUCAAAUAGAGGUUAUACUGGAAAGAGCUUAGAAGGAUCUGCUGUGAAGGAUCCUGAUCCGCUGGACAUGUCUGAGGAAGCCAAGGCUGAGAGAUGGUUCAGGAGAGCAGCCCAGAUAAAGGACAUUUCUGAGCUUGCCAACAUUCCAGAUGAGGACUUCCCUGAGAUAAUGCCGAUGAGGAAGGGGGUGAACAGGUUCGUGGUGAGCAAGCGGAAGACACCUCUGGAAAGGAGGUUAACAUCUCCGCAAUACAGAAGGAACCUGCCAGUUGUCAGUUCUGAACCGGAGAGAGAUGCUAGCUGAAAACACAGUCGUCAUGACUGCGUGCAUACGUCAAUCACGACUGCGAUGCAACUGUGCCAGUUUUACACCAUGGUAUUCUUUGACACCUCUUAUGCAAAAAAAAUAUUCUUUGACACCUAAUCGUGACACUAAGCCAGUGUUGGAAACAGAAAUCUUGAAAAUAAAGCCCAGGAAAGUUUUUCUAUAACUAUAAGGUAAAAAUUUUGUCUGCAACAGCCAGCGGUCUGCUGAAUUUUGUUUGUUACGUGUAUCUUUAUACGAAUGUGUGUUGUACUAAUACCUUCAAUACUGAACAUGUGGUCUGUGGAUGAGAUGAUCAAAGUUUUGGCUUGUCUGAGGUUAAACAUGUUGUAUA